GUGUUAAUUCUGAAACGCGAUGGUUGAUUAACGGUUUUUGUUUGUAAGUAUUUUGUGUAUAAACCGUGGUUGGAUAAGAGAUGGCAGGUGGAUCAGAAUCAGAUGCGGUGGGCUUGUCUUGUGCCAGAUGCGCCAAACCUGCUCAUCUCCAGUGCCCCAAAUGCGUACAACUCAAGCUUCCCCGUGAAGCUGCUUCUUUCUGUUCCCAAGACUGUUUCAAGGCAUCCUGGACCUCCCAUAAAUCUCUUCACUCCAAUCCUAUAUCUGGAAAUUCUACUCAACAAGAUUCGGGCUGGCUCUACUGCUUAAGGGAAGGACGAGCUCGGACACCAACACUUCCACAUUUUGACUGGACUGGGCCAUUAAGACCAUAUCCAAUAUCACAGAAACGUACGGUACCAACUCAUAUUCAGCAACCUGACUGGGCAAUUGAUGGAAUUCCUAAAAUUGAGCCCAAUAGUGAUCUACAAUAUGUUGUGGAGAUCAAGACUCCAGAUCAAAUUGAGAGAAUGAGAGAAACUUGCCUGAUUGCUAGGGAAGUUUUGGAUGCUGCUGCUCGGAUUAUACAACCUGGAAUUACUACAGAUGAAAUUGAUGUUGUGGUUCACGAAGCAACAAUUGCUGCUGGAGGAUAUCCAUCUCCAUUGAAUUAUAAUUUCUUUCCGAAGUCUUGCUGCACAUCAGUGAAUGAAAUUAUCUGCCAUGGGAUUCCUGAUGCAAGGAAACUACAGGAUGGUGAUAUUGUAAACGUUGAUGUGAGUGUGUAUUAUAAAGGGGUACAUGCUGACUUGAAUGAAACCUUCUUUGUGGGUAAUGUUGAUGAAGCAUGUAAACGGCUGGUUCAGCAUACAUACGAAUGCUUGGGUAUUGCAAUAGCAGCUGUUAAACCUGGUGUACGUUUUCGGGAAAUUGGAGAAAUUAUUAGCCGUCAUGCAUCUAUGUCUGGAUUAUCUGUGGCGAGAUCUUAUUGUGGUCAUGGUAUUGGUGAGCUCUUCCACUGUGCACCAAAUAUACCCCAUUAUGCAAAGCCUUAACUGGAGCAGGAAAUAAGGCUGUUGGAGUUAUGAAGGCGGGCCAGACAUUUACGAUUGAACCUAUGAUAAACUCAGG
Salvia hispanica is the source of this 1110-nucleotide messenger RNA. NCBI's taxonomy places the organism in Eukaryota, Viridiplantae, Streptophyta, Magnoliopsida, Lamiales, Lamiaceae. The record is from RefSeq and is a predicted model, not a curated record.